AUGGAUUUGCAUUUGAAGAGCUUAUUUGGUAGAUUCCAGGAUCAGUUCGGGUCAGGCCCUGGUCUUGGACCUGGAUCAGGUGUUUGCCUCAUGAAAGUUGAAGGUAUAUCUCCCAACGUCAUCCAUUCCAUUUUCAGAGCUUCAGCUUCUUUAUACAGAAGUGAGCCAUGGAGGAGGCUCAGACCAGGUCACUUGUUCAGUGUUCGGGUUGGAAAAGACUCUGAUUGGUCAGGAAAGAGACAGCCUUUCCAGUGUGUUCAGUUCAUAGGAGGGGAUGGUGGUGAUAUAGCAAUCUACAUGUAUAGAUCAAUGAGCUAUGCACUGAAGAUGACUGAUGAUGAUUCAUGGGAAAUGGUUAGAGUUCCUAAUGUUGAUGUUUUUAGAGUUACGUAUGAGCUUGAGUCAAUGAUGCUUCCUUGUAACAGGAGAAUGGUCAAGUCUUUGUCUUUAGAAGUUUCUGGAACUGACCGGUUUCCGGUUAUCGACGUUGCUCGGUGCAUGACCUCCGGUGAGCUCCAGUUCAGAAGCCCGACACUCGAAGAGCUCAGGCUGGUGUUUGCGGUAAUGAAAGCUCUUACUUUGGUUCAUCCUUUGCUGCUUCAAGAGGAGAAGCAAGUCCGGGGAUUGCCAAGGAUGAUGAAGUUUUCACCUUUUAUAGAGACUGUUGAUGUUCAGUGGCCACCAGAGAUGUUUAAAGGACAUGAUUUUGUUGCUGUCACGGUUUCGCAUCCGCCUGGUCAAUCAUAUGAGCAGAAGUGGAACAAAACUGCGGUAAUGGCACGUGAUGAUGAUGAACUGGAGCUAGUUUCAAGCAUGACCAAUCUGCAAGUUGGUCAAGGUGCAGAAGUGGGGUUAAGACGGUGCACAAUGUGUGACAAAGCUGUUCAUAGAGAUGAGUCUGUUUGUUGUAGCCAUUGCAGUGCAACCAUCUACUGUGGUUCAGACUGUGAGAAACGGCACUGGCGAGAGAUGCACCGGAGUGUUUGUAAUCUCUAUGAAGCUAUGAUGGGUAGAGAAGAAGAGCUCAAGAUGAAGAUCUUCACUUUCUCGUGCUAUGCUGAAAACCCAUGUGUAUGGCUUGAAUCUUUGGGUGUCCACAAAAAGGGAAUGUGGAGAGGACAAUGCAGUUGCUAUUCUCAGCGUCCUUUUGGGCUCUUACAUGUCUCUUCCUCAGAUGAUGACUCAUGGGGAGGGCUCCAGGACGGUGAUUAUCCACAGGAUUUACCAAUUCAGAAUCUGAACAACGGGCGUUCACAGGGUAUGAUUUUCUUGUCAGAUUGGUCAGAUUACUAUGAUGUUAGGUGUCUACCACCAUCAAGCCCUGUUUCUGAUAUUCUCUCCUACCCUUUAACGCUUUACCACAUAUUAACAACACUAAGCACCCAUUCCACGAACCUGUUGCUCAAAGGGAAAGAAGUGACUGUCCAUUACUUAGGUCCAGAACGAGAACUCGACUGGAUUAAAGCAUUUGCGGAGAUCAGUCACUUACUUAACGGUAUAGGAACCGUGCAGAUCAUAAUGGUUGGACCUGAAGUUCCAUCUGACUUAUCUGGUACAAUAGCAACAAACAACAGCAGAGUCAAGGUGAGCUUUGUGAAAGGCUUGUAUCAGGACGAGGUAACAUACCUGGCAUCACCAGACAUCGUUGUCGCCUUGAACUGUGACCUGGACAGGUACUCAAGCUGGCCAGGAGCAGUUGAGGCAGUGAACAAUCUGCGCAUCCCAGGUUUCUUCACUGAUAAGACAGAAGAUGCUUGCGGCAAUGCAAAGGCGGUUUUGCGUAAUGCAGGGCUGAAUAUAUCUCACCCAGUUGCUCCUAACCCUUUCCGCUCACCUGUAAGGACUUGUGCAGAGUCCAGUAAUCUUCCAUGUUACAGCAACGGCUUCAUCCUUGGGGUGAAUACAUAA
Raphanus sativus (radish) is the source of this 1908-nucleotide messenger RNA. RefSeq lists its product as uncharacterized. The record is from RefSeq and is a predicted model, not a curated record. The transcript has a single exon. The coding region runs from base 1 to 1908 and encodes 635 amino acids. Lineage: Eukaryota; Viridiplantae; Streptophyta; Magnoliopsida; Brassicales; Brassicaceae.